GAAAACAUUCCAGCAAAGUGAGGGCAGUCAAAUAAUUGGAAACUCUCACAGCGGCCUCCACAGUCUCUCUGUCCUCCUCAUGUCUUUGCACAUGUAGAGAGCUUGUAGGUUGAGUGAAACUCUUAGGACGCUUCUGCAGGGGAAGACAUCAAGGAGGGAAACCUGAGAAAUCCUCCAAAACCUGAACAAACAAAGAAAACUCAACUGUCCCAUUGAUCGGCUCGCGAUGAAGCCGGUGUUAGUCCUCCUUGUUUCCACUGCCUGGACUUUCACUGGAGCCCAGUAUUACUACCAGGGGCUGAUGGAUUAUCUGGAGAACAGGUUGUUGGCUAUUGAGGACCGAAUGCAGUUUUGGCAUGAACAGACCCAUCGUUACCACACCGAGCUGCAGGAUUUCAAAAAGCUAACUGCUGAGGCCGUGGACGGGCUGAGGAGUGAGCACAGCUCGCUCUUCAAAGACCUCGAAGGAGCCGCGGUCCGAGUGGACCGCGUGGAGCGAGAGAUGGACUAUGUGGAGACCCAGACUUCCCCUCGGGCCUGUGCGAAUAAAGCAGACAAGGUGGUGGAGCAGGGAGCCUGGGGGCUGGAGGACAGCAGAGGAGAGGAAGAGGAGGAAGAAGACUGGGAGGAGCUGCACUCCAGAGUCUCUGACUGCGUGGAAAUCAUCUCAGCCAUCAGAUCAGUGAAGAUCCUGAAGAGAGUCGGCAGCCCCAAAGGCAUGUGGACCAGAGACCCCAGGUCGUCCAAGGUUUAUGUCUUUAAUGGGACAUCAGGAGACAACGUCUACCAGUUCAGCUCUGUACGUGACUUUUCCAUCUCUCCUGGUGUCUCCGGCAGCAAACAGAUCAGACUUCCCUCUGAGUGGACAGGUCCUGGCAGUGCUGUUUAUAACGGCUAUUUGUACUACGUACAGCAGGAGGCUGAUGCAGAUGUGCAGGUGGUCAAAUACGACCUGCUGAGUGGCUCGGUGACAGACUCCACCAUCUUCCCCGUGCAGAGCCACGCGUCCGUUUACGGCCUCAACCCGGAGACUGUUGCAGAUCUUGCAGCAGACGACGAGGGCCUGUGGAUCCUGUACGCCACCAGCGACAGUGAGCCAAACAUCAACCUCGCAAAGAUGGAUCCUGCCACGCUUGAUAUCGAACAAAUCUGGGACACCCGCUGCCCACGGGAGAAUGCAGAGGCGACUUUUGUAGUGUGCGGGACCAUCUAUGUGGUUUACAACACCCGCCUGGCCAGCCGUUCCCGGGUUCAGUGCGUGUUUGACGUCAACGACAUGGUGGUCAGCGAGGAGGCUCCCCUGAUCUACUUUCCAAGGAGGUACGGAUCCCACAGCAGUCUGAAAUACAACCCCGAGGAGAAACAGCUCUACGGCUGGGACGACGGCUACCAAAUCAUUUACAGACUGACCGUGAAGAGGAAACUCCUGGCCUGACAGUAGUGAGGUGGUGAAAUAAUUUCAAAAGCGGGGAUGAAAAGCGGGAGCAGUAAAUUUGUGCGUGUGACACCACAGUCUUUCAGAAUCCUGCGGACUCUUUGUUCAGUUGAUUUAGGUCACACUAAAAUUAAAUAACUUUAGAACUGUUAUUUACUAAUGAUCCUUUUCUUAUGUGUGUUUGAUAGACCAACACAAAAAAUAUAUCAAAAAAUACACAUGUAAAAAACUGAAAAUGCCACUCUGUUUAUUAGAGGCUGACAUGUGUGUGUGUGUGUGU
This is a messenger RNA of Scatophagus argus, 1715 nucleotides long. RefSeq names its product olfactomedin-like 3a (gene olfml3a). NCBI's taxonomy places the organism in Eukaryota, Metazoa, Chordata, Actinopteri, Scatophagidae. The transcript is spliced from 3 exons. Bases 227 to 1435 code for a protein of 402 amino acids. Gene Ontology annotation, biological process: signal transduction. The record is from RefSeq and is a predicted model, not a curated record.